AUAGUUUGUAUUGGCUCAGUGGCAGAAUUGGAAGAGCUGUCUGGAGUGAAAGUAACUGAUCUCCAUCGAGAAAGUAUUGAUCACCUAAAUAUCCCUUCACGCUGUGGAAAGGGCCUCCUGCACCGGGUCCCUGAAGUUUUUGAUUGCUGGUUUGAGAGUGGAAGCAUGCCUUAUGCACAAGUCCAUUACCCAUUUGAAAACAAAAAAGAACUUGAAGAUGCUUUCCCUGCUGACUUCAUUGCUGAAGGCAUUGAUCAAACCCGAGGAUGGUUCUACACUUUGCUGGUGCUGUCCACUGCUCUUUUUGGAAGGCCUCCUUUCAAGAAUGUCAUCGUGAAUGGCCUUGUCCUUGCCAGUGAUGGCCAAAAAAUGAGCAAAAGAAAGAAGAAUUAUCCUGAUCCGAUGAGUAUUGUAAAUAGUUAUGGAGCUGAUGCACUAAGGUUAUACCUGAUCAAUUCUCCUGUGGUUAGAGCAGAAAACCUGAGAUUUAAGGAGGAAGGAGUAAGGGAUAUACUGAAGGAUGUCUUCCUGCCCUGGUACAAUGCAUAUCGCUUUCUUGUUCAGAACGUUCAGAUCCUGCAACAUAAGGAUGAGGGAAGAGAAUUCCUUUACAAUGAGAACACAGUUAAGGAGAGCGAUAACAUCAUGGAUAAAUGGAUUCUUUCUUUCACCCAGUCACUCAUUCAGUUCUUCAAAGCUGAAAUGGCAGCUUACAGACUGUACACUGUAGUCCCUCGGUUAGUGAAGUUUGUUGAUAUUCUGACCAACUGGUAUGUUAGAAUGAAUCGCAGAAGACUAAAGGGUGAGAAUGGGACUGAAGACUGCAUUAUGGCCUUGGAAACCUUGUUUAGUGUUUUGUUCUCCAUGUGCAGACUUAUGGCGCCAUAUACCCCAUUUAUCACUGAGCUGAUGUACCAGAACCUGAAGACACUUAUUGAUCCAGCUUCGGUUCAGGAAAAGAAUACUGAAAGCAUCCACUACCUCAUGCUUCCCCAAGUGAGGGAGGAUCUCAUCGACAAAAAAAUUGAAAGUGCCGUUUCUUGUUUGCAGUCUGUUAUUGAGCUUGGACGAGUAAUCAGAGACAGAAAAACCAUUCCAGUAAAGUAUCCUUUGAAAGAAGUAGUUGUUAUCCAUCAGGAUCCAGAGGCUCUGGAAAACGUCAGAUCUUUAGAGAAGUACAUACUUGAGGAACUUAAUGUACGUAAAGUGACACUAUCUACUAAUAAAGAUAAAUAUGGAGUCCGGCUGCGAGCAGAACCAGACCACAUGGUACUUGGGAAGCGUUUGAAAGGUGCGUUUAAGCAUGUCAUGGCUGCAAUCAAAGAGCUGAAGAGUGAGCAGCUGGAGGAAUUCCAGGAGACGGGCACCAUUGUUGUAGAAGGACAUGAACUCCAUGGGGAAGAUCUUCGUCUCAUGUACACCUUUGAUCAGGUUGCAGGAGGAUCUGCCCAGUUUGAAGCACAUUCUGAUGCUCAGGUUUUAGUUCUGCUAGAUGUUACCCCAGACCAGUCCAUGCUGGAUGAAGGAGUUGCCCGGGAAGUGAUUAAUCGCAUCCAGAAGCUUCGCAAGAAGCGAAAUCUGGUUCCUACGGAUGAGAUUACAGUGUACUACAGAUCACAUCCAGAAGGUGACUACCUGGAUACUGUUAUUAAGGAACAUACGGAUUUCAUUUUUGCAACAAUAAAGGCUGCCCUGAAGCCUUACCCGGUGCCUACCUCAAAAGAAGUUCUUAUCCAGGAAACAACCCAACUGAAGGGAUCAGAGCUAGAAAUUACACUCGUCAGGGGCGGUUUGUGUCAGUGUGUUGGUCCAGCCUGUGCCUACGUCAACCUCAAAGUUUGCGUUAAUGGGACAGAGCAAGAUGGUGUGUUGCUGCUGGAAAAUCCAAAAGGAGAUAAUACUUUGAACUUCACUGGACUUGUAGAUGCUGUCUCCUGCAUUUUUGGUCUUAAAAAUUCAAAACUGACAGUUUUUAAUGGAAAAACAGAACUGAUAAACAAAACUGACUUGCUUAGUCUCAGUGGAAAGACUCUCCAUGUGACAACAGGGUCAGCACCUGCUCUGCUCAGCUCUCCCGAUGCUCUGCUCUGCCAGUAUAUCAACUUGCAGUUAAUGAAUGCAAAACCACAAGAAUGUCAGAAAGGAACAGUGGGAACUCUUCUAAUGGAAAACCCCGUUGGUCAGAAUGGAUUAACAUACCAAACUCUUCUACAUGAAACUGCAAAAGUUUUUGGGCUCAGAAGCAGGAGGCUAAAAUUGUUCCUGGAUGAAGCACAAACUGAGGAGAUCACAAAGGACGUCUCCAUGAAGAACCUGAACAUGAAGACUGUGUAUGUUUGUGUUAUACCCACCACAGCUGAAUGUUGAGAAUUCCAUUUUUAUGAAUAAGACAAAUGUGGACUUUUUUCCACAAAAAAUGAAGUCAAAUUAAAUUAGUAUGCUUUUAGAUUAACAUCCAAGUUGUGUUUGGUAUUUUUAACAUCUCGAGUUGCACACAGGAUGUUUCUACCAGUGCAUGAUAAUAUGCUGCUCUUUGGUUUAAAAUACAAUGUAUUUUAAUUAUGUUACCUUACGAUACUGUAAAAGCUGUUCAGAAAAAUGUUGGAACUCUUUAACCUUAGAUAUCUAUGCAGUAAUUUGCCUGAAAGAAAUGGGACUAGUACCUCAGUGAUGCUGUUCUCUGCCUGUCCUUUAUGCAGAGGGCAUCUUCGAUUUUCUAAACCAUGGGUUACCCACAAGGCUCUGUGAUAUAUAUACCACGUUACA
Messenger RNA from Pterocles gutturalis (yellow-throated sandgrouse), 2766 nucleotides. It is a transcript of the gene IARS1, whose product is annotated as isoleucyl-tRNA synthetase. The annotation marks the transcript as partial. The record is from RefSeq and is a predicted model, not a curated record. Gene Ontology annotation, molecular function: ATP binding; tRNA binding; isoleucine-tRNA ligase activity. Lineage: Eukaryota; Metazoa; Chordata; Aves; Pterocliformes; Pteroclidae. The transcript is spliced from 20 exons. Gene Ontology annotation, biological process: isoleucyl-tRNA aminoacylation.